Messenger RNA from Marmota flaviventris (yellow-bellied marmot), 678 nucleotides. It is a transcript of the gene Smco3, whose product is annotated as single-pass membrane protein with coiled-coil domains 3. The record is from RefSeq and is a predicted model, not a curated record. Lineage: Eukaryota; Metazoa; Chordata; Mammalia; Rodentia; Sciuridae.
AUGGCUCACAGUGACUUCCUCUAUCCAGAGAACCCAAGGAGGAGGCAGGAAGUAAACCGGCUUCACCAGCAGCUCCUUGACUGCUUAUCUGACAGCUUCCACGCCACCAAUAAGCUGAUAGGGGUUCUAAAUACACACUUGGGCUGCACACUGGCCUCCACCGAAAUGAAGAGAGAUGGGACUAUCAAAGAAAAUUGUGACAUCAUCAUCCAAGCCAUAAUGAAUAUCCAAAAUGAACUGCAAAAGGUUGAUGAAGCACUAAAAGAAAAACUAGAACCAACCUUGUAUAGAAAACUUCAGGAUAUUAAGGAAAGGGAAACAGAGAAGAUUGCAAUCGUACAAAAGGUUAUUUCAGUCAUUCUAGGAGAAGCUACAUCUGCAGCCAGUGCAGUGGCUGUUAAACUCGUGGGCUCAAAUGUCACAACUGGCAUAAUUAACAAGUUGGUCACUGUGUUAGCUCAAAUCGGUGCUUCUCUCCUCGGUAGUAUUGGAAUUGCUGUUCUUGGCCUUGGCAUAGAUAUGAUCUUCCGGGCCAUCCUGGGAGCAGUGGAGAAAACACAGCUUCAAGCAGCCAUCAAAAGUUAUGAGAAGCAUCUGGUGGAAUUCAAGUCAGCCUCAGAAAAAUAUCAUCAUGCCAUUACUGAGGUCACAGAUAUUGUCAAACACCAAAUGAAAUGA